UCGGGUAACAUAAAGCCAAUGACAGUGGCUUCUUUACAGCGACUUGAAAGAUUUCUUUGCUUCGCUUUUCUAGAACAACAGUUUCCUAUAGUGCCAAACUUGCUCUAUUGUUGAUAUCUUUUUAGUUUCCGUUCGUUUCUCUUUCUUCGCUGUUACAGAAAGGAUUCUUUUCUUAUAAACGUAGGGCAACUUUGCAAAAUCAAGCAUUUUAUCUAUUUCUUGUUCUCAAACUCCCCAUACUUUAACAAAGCAGUUACUUUUCAUAAAGAAACAAGUUGGAAACGCAGAAUAUCUUGUCUUGAGCUCUAAUCUUGAUUGCUUCUUUCAGUAAAAAGGGUGGGAAAUUGGCUAUGCUCGGUAUUUAUUUCCAAGACAAAUUUUUGGUAGGUUUUUUGCUAACCCAAUCGUCUACACACCAAUUCUUAGAAGCAUUUUGUAGAACUCAUAAUUUCACGUCUCUCGAAACAGGGCAGCUCUUUCGUGGGUGUUCAGUAUUCACAGUCCUGCCAAGUCUUCUGUUCAGAGUAGCUUGGGUUAUUUGCCCGGUGCACAGCAAGACUACUGAAAAGAAUGCUGAAUUCCCUAUUGCAGCCUCGAAACAACGAAGCCUUUUUUUGUUUGUAGAGCACCUUCUCCAAGACUUUCAGACAGAGCCUUUAUUUCUAUGAUGGACGAACUGAACGAAAUAAACGGCUUAAAAGAGCACGUUAGCGAAAUAGUUGAAAAAUAUGAGCAACAAUAUGUCGCUUUGCAAGUUCUGUCGGAUUGUACGUGUGCUUCUUGAAGCAGGAAAAGUAAUUAUUUACUUGGCUGUUUGAACUGCUGGAAUCUGAGCCGUUUAUAUGAGGCUCGCUUGAGAAAGAUGACUCUGCGUAUAUUGGCGUGUCCAAUCUUGAGCCUCCAAAGUUUUGUUUAGUGUCCUUUUAAGAGACAAUAUUAUUCUCAGAUGACUCACGAGAGCUACCUGUAGAACGAUUGUGGAAGAAGACUGCAGGAAUUCCGCUGAUUUGAAAAAUAUCUUUUGGGUUUGGUCCAAAUGUCAAGAACCGAGGAAUCAAAAAAGUUAUUGCUGAAAAUAUGGAGGAUUUUGUGGACAACGUAUUUGAAAUUAUGAAAUUGGAACCUAGCACUUUUCUUAUUCCGGAAGUUCGAGAAUCUAAAGCCUAUCGUCUCAUCGAUUCGUUUCGUACAACUGCCUGCCCUGGACUAUAUUUGAGAGUUAUAGUCAAAGGGAGCUCCAUAGAACAAGGUUCGAUUUUCUUUCAUCCUCUGGCUCCUGUACUGAAUUUGAAGGUGCAGAGACUGAUAUUUCUACUGGUGGUUUCAAGAUUAAUAGCUGUGAAUUUA
Molecule: messenger RNA, 1347 nt
Organism: Galdieria sulphuraria
Lineage: Eukaryota; Rhodophyta; Bangiophyceae; Galdieriales; Galdieriaceae
Exons: 3
Coding region: 351-668 (105 amino acids)
Source: RefSeq, a predicted model, not a curated record